GCUCUUUGUGGGACCUGUCCCUCAGGGUGGGUGGCGGAGCAGCCCUUGGUCCUCCAAGGGCUUGUGGCUGAUGUCCCCCCUUGCCCCGCUGGCGGGACUGCUCCCCUAGUGCAGGUCAGCGCUCAACGUGGCGUGGAGGGAGGCCCGCUCAUCUCACCAUGGUGCUGCCACCGCCUGACAAGCGCCACGUGUGUCUGACCACCAUCGUCAUCAUGACCAGCAUGGCCUUCAUGGAUGCUUAUCUGGUGGAGCAGAACCAGGGGCCCCGUAAGAUCGGUGUCUGCAUCAUUGUGCUCGUGGGGGACAUCUGCUUCCUCAUCGUGCUGCGCUAUGUGGCCGUGUGGGUAGGGGCGGAGGUGAAGACAGCCAAGCGGGGCUACGCCAUGAUCCUUUGGUUCCUGUACAUCUUUGUGCUGGAGAUCAAGUUGUAUUUCAUCUUUCAGAAUUACAAAGCUGACAAGAAGAACCUGGAGACAGUGGCCAGGAAAGCCCUGACCCUGCUCCUCUCCAUCUGCGUGCCGGGGCUCUACCUGGUGCUGGUGGCCUUGGACAGCAUGGAGUAUAUACGGACCUUUCGGAAGAAAGAGGACCUGCGGGGCCGUCUCUUUUGGGUGGCCCUCGACCUGCUGGAUAUCUUGGACAUCCAGGCCAACCUGUGGGAGCCACACAGGACCGGCCUGCCCAUCUGGGCGGAGGGGCUCAUGUUCUUCUACUGCUACAUACUCCUCCUGAUCCUGCCUUGCGUGUCCCUCAGUGAGAUCAGCAUGCAAGGAGAGCACAUUGCCCCGCAGAAGAUGAUGCUCUACCCUGUCCUCAGCUUGGUCACCAUUAACAUUGUCACCAUUUUCAUCCGGGCCAUCAACAUGAUCUUGUUCCAAGACAGCAGGGUCUCCACCAUCUUUAUUGGCAAGAACAUCAUUGCGAUAGCCACCAAGGCGUGCACUUUCCUCGAGUACAAGCGGCAAGUGAAGGAGUUCCCCCAGAACGCCAUCGCCCUGGAGCUCCAGCAGAACUCCCUCUCCCACAACCAGACCAUCCACAGCACACAGGGCAUUCCCCACGAGCCGUCGCCCACCAGCGAGAUCCUCGACACAUGAUGGAUCACCCUGAGCUGAGCCUUGGUUCAGAUAGCCCCGUGGUGAGCAGAGGAGGGCUGCUGCUCUGUUGCUGCAUGGGGUGAGCGUGGCAGACAAAUCCUGGCAGCGAGGGCUCUUCUAGGCACAAAACACCAACCAUGUUUUAAUCGAGCUAUGGAGUGUCCCCUAGACCUCUUCAUCUCAGGUAUAACCCUAGGAGUCCUCCAGACAAACCAAAUGAACUUGCAAAGGACCUGAACCAGCUAAUCCUCUCCCUCCCUUCCGCCGACUUCUCCCUUCCCGAACAAAGACCACCAGGGUUGCAAUGCCCCUUUUUACUCCUUGAGCGCCUCACCUUUACUUCAAGUCUGGAAUGAAGAUUUUGUUACUGGAGACCUUUUUAUGGAGCGGGGACAGGGGGAUAGGUGUGCGGGUGGGGGGAGGGUGGUACCUUUGAACGAGUAAAUCCUGUGAUCGUAGAUGUUUCUUAUUUCAGAUGGUUGUGUUUACAGUUUCCUAUUUAUAAUGUCUCCCGGGAGCUCCCGCUGCGCCCUGGGGGGCUGGUUUCCUUCUGGCCGGUUCUGGGCAGAGAGCAGCCCCGCUCCCAGCAGGAGCCCCGCGACGAGCAGUGCCGGGAGGGUUAGCAUGGCUCCUCUCCCUCCCGGGCCCCGACGGCCGGGG
This is a messenger RNA of Struthio camelus australis, 1757 nucleotides long. The record is from RefSeq and is a predicted model, not a curated record. Lineage: Eukaryota; Metazoa; Chordata; Aves; Struthioniformes; Struthionidae.